Molecule: messenger RNA, 657 nt
Organism: Sorex fumeus (smoky shrew)
Lineage: Eukaryota; Metazoa; Chordata; Mammalia; Eulipotyphla; Soricidae
Product: testis expressed protein 56-like
Exons: 4
Coding region: 1-657 (218 amino acids)
Molecular function (GO): nucleic acid binding
Source: RefSeq, a predicted model, not a curated record
AUGGAAGGAGCCUGUGCGGGGCCAGCCAAGGAGAGGAAGAACCACGCCAACCCCCGGGAGCUGGCGCACACCUUUGAGCUGCUGUCCCGGCUGCACCGCCUGCUGCCCAACCAGCUGCUGGAGCAGCUGCACGCCUGCAGGAGCGCCGAGGACAAGCGCAAGUGUGACGAUCCCGAAUUCUCCACCUUAGAAAGGAUCCUGGUGAGGCAUGACUUCCCAAAAGCCAUCAGUCUGUCCCCAAAGCCCAGCUACAUGUCCCCGUGGAGAAGAAAGGCCUUGAACAACCCCAACAAGAUGUGUGUGGGGAAGAGCUCCAGGCUGUGGAGGGUCUCUGAGGAGCCCCCGAUGCACACCAUCAUUGUGAGGUGGCUCAGCACCCUGGGGUCGCAGGGGAGCCUGCCGUCGGCCAUCCAGUGGCUGUCCAUGUUCGGGCCCAUCCGCUCGGUGCGCAGGUACGGCCGCGACAGCGCCGUGGUGGUGUUCGAGGACCUGAGCUCGGCCUGCCGGGCCAUGAGCGCCUUCCAGAACCACGUCCCCGACAGAGGCCUCCUGUGCGCCUGGCACCGGCUCUUCAUGAACAGAGACAGGGUCACGGGGGCCGGGGGGGACAGACGGAUGGACGGACGGACGGACGGACGAGCAGGGCUGUUUAUUUAG